Molecule: messenger RNA, 915 nt
Organism: Mitosporidium daphniae
Lineage: Eukaryota; Fungi; Microsporidia
Exons: 2
Coding region: 1-915 (304 amino acids)
Source: RefSeq, a predicted model, not a curated record
AUGAGCACGAUGAAAACAUUGAUCACCCUUGCACUCAUAUUACUUGUACGUAGCAUGCUGAGUCAAAGUUUGAAAAUUGAAGAUCUUUGCCAGUUCAUAGCAGACGAUUUUACUCCCGAGGUGUUUGAGGGACAAAAUCGAGCAGAUGCAAAUAAAGCCAUGAAAAAAAUAUUUUCGCUUUCUAAUCAGAACCUAGUAAACCAAGCCUAUGGAAUUAACUCUGAGGUCUACGAUAAAAUUAUGGACACAAUCAGACAGGUCUCCGAUUUCAAUCCAUCUUCUGUUUAUAAGAAGGUAACGAAUCUGAAAAUCUUGCCAUCAAAUACAGACCUAAAAGCUUUUGGAAAUCAUACAAACUCUGUCGUUUUUUAUUGUGGAUUUACAAGACAUGCAAUGUUGUGUGAAAUUUUCAAGGUCGCCUCUCCUGAUCCCAAACAUGAGUAUUUAUGGAAAGUUCUUAUUUACAACAGUGGGGAUGGGUUAGAAUAUCACCCAGAAUACCAUGUUGGUCCAAGGAAGCAAUAUUCACCAGUUGUCAUAUACGAAGGUCCUCCGUUUCUUAUCAAUGAAGCCUGGGUUGAGGCUGCAAUGAAUUUUGGCUGGUAUGAAAAGGUUAUCACGAACUUUUAUCCCAGACUGUUGGGAGCUUUUGAUCGGUCAAAUGCAACGUAUAACGCAUUUAUUGAUCCAAAAAGAAAGAGACCCUGUGCUAUUUCCUCAUAUCGCGCAUAUUUUACCUUCAAACUCAAUGUGAGCGUAUGCAAAAUGAUUUUUUCAGUUGCAUCGUUAAGUGGCCUGCAGCAUUUUGCAUCUGGGAGCUUUUUAGAUCUUGUUUCAAAAAAAUAUCUCUCCAAUUGCCAGAAAGUUUUUGGAUUCAAUUCCAUUUCUAUUGAAAGAAAGACGCGAAAAAAUUGA